Molecule: messenger RNA, 283 nt
Organism: Closterium sp. Naga37s-1
Lineage: Eukaryota; Viridiplantae; Streptophyta; Zygnematophyceae; Desmidiales; Closteriaceae
Source: the annotation of a GenBank genome assembly
CCACUUCUCUCUGCUGCUCGCCUGCAUGCUGCCUCUCUCCCUCACCCCGCCCGCCUUCCUCUCCUGCUCGCACUCGCCAAUCCAAGCCUGCCACGUGGCACCCUUUGCGGGGCUGCUCAGUGUUGGCAUCGGGGAUACCAUGCACCAAACCCUUCGCCUUGUCCCCCCACCAGGCGCCCAUGGCAGCGAGCGUGGUGGCGUGUGUCUUCUCUGCGCUGCUGGAGGCGUUCACUCACCAGCUCGACAACGCCUUCAUCCCCCUCCUGCACUUCGCCCUCUCUAG